Messenger RNA from Aspergillus ibericus CBS 121593, 1473 nucleotides. RefSeq lists its product as uncharacterized. The record is from RefSeq and is a predicted model, not a curated record. The coding region runs from base 1 to 1473 and encodes 490 amino acids. NCBI's taxonomy places the organism in Eukaryota, Fungi, Ascomycota, Eurotiomycetes, Eurotiales, Aspergillaceae. The transcript has 5 exons.
AUGGAGACCUUAAACAAUACCUUUACCAAUGCCUCAAACUCUCUCUGGGGUGAGGUCCAUCCCACCCAGACCCCAGACAACCCGCUUGCUGCACAGCAUGGCGACGAGCCUCUCUCCGGCAUUCAAGGCAAGGGAACUGCUACUGAUCCCUAUGAUGCUGGAAACCGCGACGAACAACCUGGCGCCCCUACCACAAGAGAAAACACAGCCGUGAUCCCCGAAGCAUUGGCAUCGAUUGAUGUUGACCACGCCCGCAACCCCAAGUCUCCCAGCAACGCGGACUUUGGCCCCAAGAACGUCUUCAUCGACGAACCUUCCCGGACACAGAAGAUGAACUACCCCACGGGAAACACCACCACCUCGGGUGCCAAGCAAUGGCAGUCCCAGAGCGGCGGUCUCCCGGAGCAGCGCACCCAGCGUUCCACUUACGGUCAAGGGAGCCCUGUCUACUCGGACCAGGAAGGAGCGUAUCCUCAGAAGAGCAGAGAUCUUGCUGGAACCUCCUCGGCUACUAGUGGUGCGUAUGCCUACUCGGGCCAGGGAGCACAGGAUACCCUUGCUGUUCGAGACCCCGCGUCCAAGGACCAGGGACUCAAGGCAGAGUCAAGCCCCAGUAGUGGACGGGUCGUUCAGAGCAUGCCUGAUAACGCGGGUACUGGGUCUUUGCAGAAGGAAAGGGAUUCCGUUGGUCCAGUGAUGACUGCAGGAGUCACUGGCAAGGGUGCCAAGAGCAACAUCGACAGUGCAGGUGCCGGCUCUUUGCAAAAAGAAAAGGAAUAUGCCAGCCCAAUCGUGGCCGAAGGAACCACCAGCCAACCGGGAAAAGAAAAGAAAUCUCUCAGCCCAAGGACAGCCGAAGGCGCUGUCGACAAGCAGGGAGCGGUGGGCACGAUUGACAGUGCCCCGACACUCCCACAAGGCAAGGAGUCCGCAAGCAAAUCAAUCCCCGAUGGAGCCAACGGCGUAGCUUCCAAGAGCCCAAUGGAUGACAAGGAGGCUCAACUUCAGCAGAAAGCAAAGUCACCCACAGAGAAGACAGCAGCAGAGAAGCCAUCGAUGGACAAAUCCACCACCUCCGGAGGCAUCGUCGACUCGACCCAAAAAGGCAGCAAAGAAGAAACCACCGACGGCACAAUGGAUUCCAAGUCUCCAGAGCAAAAAGGCAAAGACACCGCCAGCGCGGACGACAACGCUACUAAAGAAGUCGCCCGGAACAACAAAGUCAGCGAGGAAGCCCUCCGCGGUCCCAAGACUCCCGCUCCAAGGGAACCAUACGAAUUUGAGAAGCGCUUGGAUCAGCGCCGAGUGAGUCGCUCGAAGCAAGGCACCGACGCCGGCAAAACCUCCGACGAAGGCGCCCAAAACAAAGGCAAAGAAAGCUCGAGCUCGAGCUCUCAUAGCCAUAACCCCAUGACCACAUUGAAGGAGAAGGUGUCCAAGGUCUUGCAUCACAACAGCAGCAACAAGUCAUGA